AUGAGCUCUGACACAGAAACAGGCAUGGUUGAUUGCGGUGUUGGGACCAUCGUUUGGGUUCGGAGGCGGAAUGGGUCGUGGUGGCCGGGUAAGAUCCUGGGCCCCGAUGAGCUCUCUGCUUCUCCUCUCAUGUCUCCCCGAUCUGGAACUCCUGUCAAACUUCUUGGGAGGGAAGAUGCCAAUGUUUGUGACGCUUCAAAUGCUGCAAACCAGUGCGCAACCAUGACUCUGACACAAAAUAGAACGCGGUGA
This is a messenger RNA of Lactuca virosa, 252 nucleotides long. Lineage: Eukaryota; Viridiplantae; Streptophyta; Magnoliopsida; Asterales; Asteraceae. The record is from the annotation of a GenBank genome assembly.